AUGUCUGAUCCAGUAGAUGGUAGGGUCGUCGAUCCAAGAAGGAAAUAUGCAGUUCCUAGAACUGUUUAUGGUAGUUUCACGUGUAACUUUUGUAGUAAAGUGAUGAACUGUGGAGUUCUAUGUGUGAAACAACACUUAGCCGGCGGUUUCACGGUUGUGACUGCAUAUCCUAAAGUUCCAGAUCACGUGAAGGAAGAGAUGAGACUUUUUAGGGCUAAAAAAGCUGAGACAAUGGCCACAACUCGGAUGAUGCAAUCACCAUCAAUCCCUCAACAAAACGAUGGUACACACUAUGAGGAAGAAGAUCCCAUUCAGCCUAGUACUGGUCAGGGAAGUCGUCAUAAUCUGAAAAAACGUAAAGGUCCAAUGGACAGGUAUGUUGCUCCAAAUCCUCCUGAUAUUCUUAAAGGAAGAAAGGACAGAAAAGAUAUCUUUGGAGUUUGUGAUAAAGAGCUUAGGGACAAUACCAUCGCUCAUCAAUGA
Molecule: messenger RNA, 483 nt
Organism: Eutrema salsugineum
Lineage: Eukaryota; Viridiplantae; Streptophyta; Magnoliopsida; Brassicales; Brassicaceae
Exons: 1
Coding region: 1-483 (160 amino acids)
Source: RefSeq, a predicted model, not a curated record